Molecule: messenger RNA, 261 nt
Organism: Scedosporium apiospermum
Lineage: Eukaryota; Fungi; Ascomycota; Sordariomycetes; Microascales; Microascaceae
Exons: 2
Coding region: 1-261 (86 amino acids)
Source: RefSeq, a predicted model, not a curated record
AUGCAGAUCGAACUCAAGUGCGGCCACAUCAAGCGCAUCGUGGAGGCGUGGUGCGAGGACUACUGCAAGACAGAAAUACGAUGCCCUCCUAACAUUGUCCACUGGGAAUAUCGGGUCGAUAGCGUAUGUAGGGGCUGCCGACCACCCAAGCCCCUGCCCCCUCAGUGGGAAGCGAUGAUUAGACGCGACAGAACUAGCCUUCGUCUACGCCAAGGCGAGGGUGGGAUGGCGCACAACGAUCGACUAGUAGAAGAGGCUUAG